UCAACCGAUACACACGAGGUAAAUAACCUGAGAAAUUCUUACCUGAGUGAUGAGAUUGAAAACAUGAUAUUGAAGUCUAUGAAAGGGCCAUGUAGGUCAUAUCAAAGUAGGUGUCCGUUCGAGCGUCCCAACAUGAAAGCAUUUGCCAAUUGAAUUUGCCUAAAAAGCCUUCAUUGCUCUCCCUUGAGACCUUAAAAUGCAUCAUCUGGUAUCUAGGUCGCUUAUAGACUUCGUCAAGGCAAUUAUAGUCACGCUUUGACUCGCUUCAUAUGCAUAUAUCUAACAUAAGGUUAUAUAUGAAUCCAAUGCUGAUAUACAAAUUGCCGACGGAGGACGAGUCUGCACAUCGUUGUCCCUCUUGGAGACCCGGUCAACCCGGCGAGGCGAGCGACCCACAGGCCUAUUAGCUGAUUCGGCAUUGGCAGUGUUGAUUGCAGCAUUUUGUCAUUCGUUAAAAAGGUCUCGUGAAUUUCUCCAAUCCUCGAGCAAACAGACCUAAAGGAAAUUCUAUGAGGCCUUUCCAGAAUUAAAUUCCCCCGGAGAUUCCUCAGCACAUCCUAACAGGUUAUUACAACAGUCGGACGCGAGCUGAUUCACGCUGACGGGAGUUUCACCUAGCCUGCCAUCAUGUUCGGGUACGAUGUAGACACAAGGUACUUUCCACUCAUUGGCAUCUCCUUCUUGGUGUUCAUGUCUAUCUAUGAGAAGUUUGCACCGUAUUACUCUGCGCGGUGGUUCUCCAGGUACAGGAGUAUGACCACCAAGGAAAAGUUGCAAUGGGAUAAUAAGAUUGGCUCCACUAUCCAUUCUGUGACUGUCAGCACGUUGUUUAUUCUUUGCUACCUUUUAGAAGGAGAGGAGUUCUACAAGGUGAAGUUAUGGAGCGAAUCGACAAUCGUGAAAGUAAAUAUGUGUGUUGUGAUAGGAUAUAUGUUGGCCGAUACCAGUCAUAUGGUUGGUAACAGUCAAUAUAUUGGGAGCACCCAGUUUGUCGUUCAUCAUAUAGUCUCCAUCUUCCCAUUUUUGUUUGUAUUGACCUAUCGCAUUCUUAAUUGGCAUGCAAAUUUCCGAAUGGCGGCUGAAAUUUCGACAUUCUUCAUUAAUAUACGAUGGUUCCUGGAUGCGCCUUUACAAUAUUCAAAGACCUCCAAUGUCUACGUUGCCAGUGGCAUCGCUCUCACCAUCUCCUUCAUCCUGACGCGGAUCGUCAACAUCCCGUUCUAUUACUACCCAGUUUACUCGGAGUGCUCAAAAUACUCCUGUACCCCAGCCAUGUUAUUUUGGAUGGUCGCUCCGUGUAUCGUCCUGGACGGAUUAGGUCUCUGGUGGUUCAGAAAAGUGGUAGUUGGAUUUAAGAAGAUAAUAUACGAGGGCUGGUUUAAGAACGUGGUCUUAGAAAAAGUAAUGAACGGAAAAUGAUUGACAAUGAUAAGCUUUUAUUGUCAUUUCUCGGCGCGCGCGCAUUGACAUGCUGGCAAUUUGCUUGGACUGGAGACCCGAUGAAACAUUGUUAACUAUUAUGCGCUGGAGGCCGGUGCUGAGGUUUCGAAGGUCAUGGGUCUCUAUAGUACCUUAGUUUCCUGUCUGUCACCAUAUGGACAUAUUUUCCAACAACACCAAAAUGAGACCGGUGAUUCUGGGUCGUCAUAGCGGGGUGGUCGCUUUAUCGGGGUGGUCGCCGACCGGGGUUCCACUGUAUAUAUAACUGUGUAUAUAGGACAAACAAUGUUUUUUAAAUAUAAUUUGCAAUGUGCCAUUUUAUGCAGCCUAAUAUAUGUACAAGUUAUUGUAUAGAAAUAAAGUAUGCGUAUUAUA
This is a messenger RNA of Lineus longissimus, 1815 nucleotides long. Its product is annotated as TLC domain-containing protein 4-like. NCBI's taxonomy places the organism in Eukaryota, Metazoa, Nemertea, Pilidiophora, Heteronemertea, Lineidae. Bases 628 to 1419 code for a protein of 263 amino acids. Gene Ontology annotation, biological process: lipid homeostasis. Gene Ontology annotation, cellular component: membrane; endoplasmic reticulum. The record is from RefSeq and is a predicted model, not a curated record. The transcript has 7 exons.